This is a messenger RNA of Debaryomyces tyrocola, 204 nucleotides long. The record is from the annotation of a GenBank genome assembly. NCBI's taxonomy places the organism in Eukaryota, Fungi, Ascomycota, Pichiomycetes, Serinales, Debaryomycetaceae.
AUGUAUAUAAAGCUUAUGAUAGAAUUAGGGAGAAUGAAUGCAAAUUUAAUUUUAAAAUUGGGACGUCAAUCUUAUGCAGUGUUAUUGAAAAACUCCGGAGAGAGGACACUCAUCAGAGUAAUUUCCACUGAAAGAACUAAUUUAAAACCAAAUAAGUUCAGGUCAAUUUUCAUUAAAUUAGAGAAAGAACAACCACGAAAUUAA